CACUUGAAGGAAAGUACCAAGAGGAAGCUCCCGGACACAGAGCCAGCACUGACAACUCACAUUGGGACAAUUUCCAGAGGAAACUCUCCCGGACUAGGAGCCCAGCUACCCGGUAUCUCUUGGCAAGCAUUAUAGCAGGCAUCGCAUUGUGCAUGUAACAUGAGGAAUCUAACUUCCCUGCUCUUAUUGUUGACAGCUCUCCUCUGGGUGAACUGCUGCAAAGCAGCAGAUUCAGAGGAACGAUUAAUGAAUAAUCUUCUAAGAAAAGACAAAUACAAUAAGCUCAUUCGUCCAGCAUAUUACAACUCUCAGCUGGUCUCUAUUCAGCUCCAGUUGUCUCUGGCUCAGCUCAUCAGUGUGAAUGAACGGGAACAGAUUAUGACAACAAAUGUGUGGCUUAAUCAGGAGUGGGUGGACUAUCGUCUGACAUGGAAUCCAGAUGAUUAUGAUGGUAUAAAGAAACUUAGAAUCCCAUCUCAACAGAUCUGGCUACCAGACAUUGUCCUUUACAAUAAUGCUGAUGGCACGUAUGAAGUAUCCUUGUUUACCAACGCAGUUGUUCAAAAUAAUGGUAGCGUGGCUUGGCUACCUCCAGCCAUUUACAAAAGCGCGUGCAAAAUAGAAGUAAAACACUUUCCUUUUGACCAACAAAACUGCACUCUGAAGUUCCGCUCAUGGACUUACGAUUACACAGAAAUAGACCUUGUGCUGAACACAGGCUGGGCCACUAUGGAUGAUUUCACACCAAGUGGAGAAUGGGACAUCAUAGAGCUGCCUGGAAGAAGAACCAUCUGCCCUUUGGAUCCUACCUAUGUUGAUGUAACAUAUGAUUUUAUUAUUAAGAGGAAACCUCUAUUCUAUACUAUCAACUUGAUUAUUCCUUGCAUUCUUAUUACAUCGUUAGCUAUAUUAGUGUUUUAUCUUCCGUCUGACUGUGGACAGAAAAUGACUUUGUGUAUAUCUGUCCUCCUUGCUUUGACUGUGUUCUUACUCUUGAUCUCCAAAAUUGUUCCACCAACCUCAUUGGAUGUUCCACUUAUUGGGAAAUAUCUUAUGUUUACUAUGGUGUUGGUAACAUUUUCUAUUGUUACUAGUGUUUGCGUUCUUAAUGUUCACCAUAGGUCUCCAAGCACACACACCAUGCCGUCAUGGGUAAAAAACUGCUUUAUUGAGAGACUUCCUGUCUUCCUCUUUAUGAAAAGACCAGAAAACCAUUCAGCCAGUCAAAAACUCCGCAACUACAGGAGGAACAUGCAAAUGGAAUCAUUCCAAAACUCCAACUACUCUGUAAACAUGACGACUGCAAGACCACGUGACCCUAUGGUCAACGAUCCAUCGGAGAAUCUCCGAAAUCAAGAAUCUCGAUACAGAUAUCCGAGAAGGUAUAAUCAGGAAGUUCAUGAAGCAAUGGAUGGUGUGAAGUUUAUAUCAGAACACAUGAAAAGUGAGGAUGAAGAACAAAGUAUAAUUGAGGACUGGAAAUAUGUUGCCAUGGUUGUGGACAGGCUGUUUCUGUGGAUAUUCAUUAUCGUGUGCAUAGUAGGCACUGUUGGACUUUUCAUGCAGCCAUUAAUUCAGAACCAUUCGCCAGCUGAUUACCACUGAAGGGCAGAGAGAAUGGCAGCAAUAUUUCUCCAACGUAUUGCGGAUGCUAAGCAUUAUGGACAUUUCAUUUUGUAUGAAAAGAUUUCUGGGGGAAGUAAUAAACAUUUGUUCACAUUUUUUUUUAAAA
Molecule: messenger RNA, 1732 nt
Organism: Xenopus laevis (African clawed frog)
Lineage: Eukaryota; Metazoa; Chordata; Amphibia; Anura; Pipidae
Gene: chrnb4.L
Product: cholinergic receptor, nicotinic beta 4 L homeolog
Exons: 7
Coding region: 160-1605 (481 amino acids)
Source: RefSeq, a predicted model, not a curated record